CAUUAUGGUGAAGGUCCACCGCCUCCAAUCCUCGCAGGACCCUUGAUUUUUGGCGCGUCACGGUUGCCAUCUUUCCCUUUUCGGUCAAAUCUUCAGUUAACAUCACCAUUCAGCUUCCGACCCUUUCUCGGGAAAAUUCGCAGCAUCUGUUUCCUCUACGGAACCCUCAUGAACUUUCGUCCGAAGCCUCCUCUGUUUUCUCUCUGAAUUUUCGUUGGCACUCCCUCUCGAGUCUCUCACGUCUCUCUGUUUCAUCAAAUCCUCUGUUUUGGGUCGAUACAGAUUGAUGUUAUCCAUCCAUAAGCUGCAGAGAAAUUGGUGAAAAAAAUGGGAUCUUUUUCUUUCGCAAGUUCUCUCCACUCCACGCAGCUUUCAGUCGUUAACUCGUUUUCUAACAAAAACUGUGAAGUGCCCCGUUCUUGCCUCGCUUAUUAUCGCUGCAAUAGAAGGUCUUUUGAUUUUCCUGGUGGUAGUCUCUCGAGAAGGGGAUAUCGCCAGUCUGUCACCGUUGCAGCUGCGGGAGCAAGUGUGACAAACUCUGUACCUCCGAGAAAUGGGUCAUACACCGUCGGCGAUUUUAUGACAAGGAAAGAAGAUUUACAUGUUGUCAAGGCCACAACAACUGUAGAUGAAGCUCUAGAGAUGCUUGUGGAGAAGAGAAUAACCGGCUUCCCUGUGAUUGAUGAUGAGUGGAAUUUGGUUGGUGUUGUUUCAGAUUAUGACCUUUUGGCACUUGAUUCUAUAUCAGGUGGUGCUCAAGGGGAUGCAAACAUUUUCCCUGAUGUCGAUAGUUCUUGGAAAGCUUUCAACAGGAUACAGCGAUUGCUAAGUAAGACUCACGGAAAAGUUGUCGGUGACUUGAUGACACCUGCACCACUUGUUGUUCGGGAAACUACCAAUUUGGAAGAUGCUGCAAGGUUAUUGCUGGAAACGAAAUACCAUCGAUUGCCGGUGGUAGAUGGCAAUGGCCAAUUGAUUGGAAUCAUAACAAGGGGAAAUGUGGUCAGGGCUGCCCUGCAGAUAAAGCGUGCGAACGAGCAUUCUUCUUGAUUUUCAGUAAUUAAAGCAUUACAUACUAAUGCGGAAAUGGAAAUUUUUUUUGUCCGACCUGAUUCUAGUAGAUGAGAAGGUUGUGGGAGCACACGAAUUCAUGCCCCAUGCGAAACAGGCAAAGUAUCGAUGAGAGUUGAUUGUUUGGCAUCCAAUCUAUUGGAAAAUUUUCCAGGACAUGGCAUGACAGAAACAGUGCACCUGUUAUGUCCUGUUAGUUGUUUAUAGGAUUUGAUCUUAUUGAUCCAGCUGGUAAAGUCUAGGAUUGAGUCCGCUGACAGAAACGGUGCAUCUGUUGCCAAAUAAUUGUCCCAGGCUUUCUCGUACUUAGAAUGCUGCAUGACACUUGGGCGAAAAUGGUCGGUGCGAUUAAGCAUACUAGAACUGGUGAGCAUCAUUCUCUUGUUCUGUAUGUAAGAUACUGCUGCUCUUUGGUAUGGCAAUGGCUGCUUUUGUGCUAUUUA
Eucalyptus grandis is the source of this 1514-nucleotide messenger RNA. RefSeq names its product CBS domain-containing protein CBSX2, chloroplastic. Lineage: Eukaryota; Viridiplantae; Streptophyta; Magnoliopsida; Myrtales; Myrtaceae. The transcript has 8 exons. The record is from RefSeq and is a predicted model, not a curated record. The coding region runs from base 328 to 1050 and encodes 240 amino acids.